AAAAUGGAUAAUGAAGAAGAAGAAGAAAAAAUUUGGGUUGGAAAUUAUGUGCCUGUCGAAAAAUAUUUACCUGAAUUUAAUUCUAUACUUUUGGUUCCACCAAAUAUAAACGUUUUUAAAGGAGCCCAAUUAUUUUAUGAUAAAGAUCAGGAUAUUUUUGUACCAAAAGCUGGUGUUCAACAACAAAAUUUAGACGAUGAUUAUGAAAAUCUUGUUCAUUCUUGUGAAAAAUCUUCAUCAAGUGAAUCAUCAAUAAUUUCAGAAAAAGGAGGUUCUUUGCCUUGUGAUGAUAAUUCUAUGGGAGAUUUCUGUAAUGACAAUGAUAAUGAUUUUGGUUAA
Messenger RNA from Meloidogyne enterolobii, 339 nucleotides. The record is from the annotation of a GenBank genome assembly. Lineage: Eukaryota; Metazoa; Nematoda; Chromadorea; Rhabditida; Meloidogynidae.